UCUCCUGGACAACACACCUGAGCUGAAGAAGUGGACAGAGCGUAUGUUGGAGGACCCAGCUGUUAAAUCCACUUUCCACAGCGUGGAUGCCCACAAGGCCUUCUUAAAGGGUUUUACUGCUGGAACCCCCAACUAUGACUAUGGCCUUUAAAAAACAACUCAUGUUCAUUUAUAUCUAUGUCACAGAUCAGGAUUGUCUGUUUCUGUGUUGAACAUUAUCUUAUGUAAGAGGUUAUUUGGUAUAAAAGGGGAAAAAUAUCAAAAAUCAAAGUCAAUGGGGUUUUGUAAUCCAUGUCUAAAUUUGUCUCUUUCUUGAACUAUAUAAAUAAAUUACAUGAAACUGCUCGGAUUUAAACCUGAGUUUAAUUUUCUAAUAAUAAAA
Messenger RNA from Nematolebias whitei (Rio pearlfish), 382 nucleotides. Its product is annotated as glutathione S-transferase omega-1. Lineage: Eukaryota; Metazoa; Chordata; Actinopteri; Cyprinodontiformes; Rivulidae. Gene Ontology annotation, molecular function: glutathione dehydrogenase (ascorbate) activity; glutathione transferase activity. The record is from RefSeq and is a predicted model, not a curated record. Gene Ontology annotation, cellular component: cytoplasm. Gene Ontology annotation, biological process: glutathione metabolic process.